Messenger RNA from Cladophialophora psammophila CBS 110553, 2859 nucleotides. Its product is annotated as DNA-directed RNA polymerase. NCBI's taxonomy places the organism in Eukaryota, Fungi, Ascomycota, Eurotiomycetes, Chaetothyriales, Herpotrichiellaceae. The coding region runs from base 1 to 2859 and encodes 952 amino acids. The record is from RefSeq and is a predicted model, not a curated record. The transcript is spliced from 5 exons. Gene Ontology annotation, biological process: regulation of DNA-templated transcription. Gene Ontology annotation, cellular component: RSF complex.
AUGCCGCGAAAACGUACCAGAGACGAGAUGGAGGUCUCGGAGCCGGAAGAGAAGAAAUAUGAACCUUCUCUACUCCAGAGGAUACGAAAUAUGUGGGAGUUCGCUACCGUCAUGCAGUUUAUCUUCUUCUUUGGCAAGGCCAUCAAGAUCGACGAAGACUUUGACAUCGAGGACUUCGAGAGUGAGUGUUUGAAACCCGGUUAUUCUGAAAAACUCGAGGAAAUCGGCCUCACCCUUCUCAAAUGGAUCUCAUCCCAUAGAGGUCUCAAUUACGAUAUCUGGGAUGAAUACACCCGCCGGCAGUACCUGGCCAAGGCUCCUCGCCUGAACCCCUACGGUGACGAGGAAGAGCCCAAGCGGUUUCGAGACUUCGACAUCUUCACGAAGAUUAGAAUCCUCCACCAGCUCACAAUAUGGACAUUUUGGAAUCCCGACCGUAUAAGGGAAAAGAUGACGGAACAGCCGCGCGAAAUUGAUCAGACUGAAUGGCGCAUUGAAGAGUUUGGCUACGACAGGCAUGACCGCCUUUACUACCUUCUCGACGACAACCGCUUUUACCGACGGACUGAACCCCCGUUGCCGCAAGCUCCAAAGGGAAAGCCCAAAGCAAAUUCCAAGAAAGCCAUCGCCGCCAGACGACGCGAGAGCAAGCGGAGAAAAUUGGAAGCCGAAGCUGCCGCCUUUGCCGCCGCUGCUGCCGCCGAUGGUGAGGAAGAGAAUGAGGAAAACACCGAGGAGACAGAAAUUGCUGAAGAGGAGAAUAAACUUGAGCCCUGGGAGAUCAACACCUUUGGUGGUUUCAAGUGGGAAUGCCUCUGCAUCACCCUCGCCGAUUACCAAGAACUGUGUGAAUCCUUUAAAAAAUCCAAAGACCCCAACGAAAAGGCUCUACGAGAGCGAUUGAUAGAGGAGGUCAUACCUAUCAUUGAAGCCGCCGAAGAGAGACAGCGUCGUAAGAUAGAGCGUCGUGAGAGGGAACUACUCAUGAUGGAGAGAAUGGUCGGAGCAAAGCGGUCAAGUCGACUAGCGGACAAGCACGAACGAGAAAGAAGAGAAGCUGAACAAGCUGAAGCUGAAAAGAAGAAACAAGCGGAUCUGAUCGCCGCUCGCCGCGAGCAGGAAAAACAAGAGAAGAUGGAGCAAGAACGGCAGUAUCGCAUGAUGACCCGAGAACAACGGAUCAGGGAUCGCGAGCUCAAGCGGCUGCUCAAGGAGGAGGAACUCGCCAGAGAUGCACUCGAACAGAAGCGCAUUGAAGAAGGGGAAGCCAGAGGAUCUGACCGUGCCCUCAAGCAGCGAAUAGAGCGGAAUAAGAAAGAGCUCGAGGAACUCGAGGCUGGGGAGGAUUGGACCUUUGACUGCUCCGGGUGCGGAAAGUACGGCAAGAAUUUUGAUGAUGGCUCUCACAGUAUUUCGUGUGAGAGAUGUAACAUCUGGCAACACAGCAAAUGCUUGGGCAUCUCCAAAUCGGCAGCGGAAAAGGAUGACUUUCACUUCAUCUGUACAGAUUGCAGACGUAAAGAAGAAGAUGCAAAGAGGCCCAAGAUUUCCCUCAAGUUCCGCGUGGGCGCAUCCUCCUCGCCAGUCCCACCAAGUCCUGUGCCUGCCACGUCCAAGGCCGUCGCCGCUGAAGUCCCCGUGGAAUUCGCUGCUCAGUCACCCAGGCAAGGUGCGAUGACAAACGGCCAUCAGUAUUCUCCAUCGAACCAGCUGGCUAGUCCCUCUCAGCGCCUCCCAUCCGCGCAGAUGAAUGGCGUCCAUCCCCAGCAGCGUUUCGGUCCAACUCAGCAAAUGUCUCUUGGUCCUGCUCAAUACCAACUGGCGUCAACAAGCCCUCGACAACAACAGAACUUCACCAUGCGCCCCAUACAGCCUUAUCCCUCGGGAUUGAGCACUGGUGCGGCUAGAAGCCCGCCGCCUCCAGGGCAAGGUAAUCAUCCAGUCUUUUACAACAGUACUCAACAUCAAAACGCUACUGGGCAAAGGCCGUUGGCGCCCUCACCGAUUCCCAGACACCCACUUCAAAACUCCAGCACACAAGUGGUGCCGAAUAGUGGACGUCUCCCUUCUCCUGUGGUUAAUCGCCCUACCAUCUCACCCACUCAGGGAAAUAUGGACGUCGGCCCUGUUGCAGGGAUUCCUCAGAAAGCACACCAACUCCACCAACAAGCUGCAAAUGGCGUGUUUAGCCCUGCCAACGGUUCGCCCUCACAACCUUUAGGCACCCCUCGUCCAACCUCUCAAGACCAACCUCAACCUGCUCAGACGCCCAUUUCCAGAGCUCCAACUUACCCACUGUCCGGCCUCUCGCCUAAGAAGCAACAGACUCCUGGCCCUCUACCGCCUCUCCCCUCCGCCAGUCCUCAGCAUUCGAAUCCCAUCUCCUCACCACCCACUUCAUCGUCAUUCCAGCAGACGAUAUCUCCAACCGCUAAUAUCGAGAUUAUCACUCCCUCGACUACUUGUUAUGCUGUUGAAAAACGUGCGGUCAGUGGCACACCUAUUCUUCCUCCGGUUGAGAAUCUCCGACCCAGCCCGGAACAGCUGAGGCAUAUGAGUUCCACGGAGCCAGUACCGACACCGAGUAAGCAGUCCCCCCCUCAGGCACAAGUACAGGCUCAGGCUCGAAGUCAAGCCCACAUCCAGCGUCGGCCUGACGACGAGCUUCAAGCAAAAAAGCAAGCCAACUCAGAAGGCGGUGGAGUGGAUGGUACUACCGAGCUUGUUGCCGUUAAUGAGAACGGAGUCAAGGCGACGGAAGGAGGUUCACAUGUGAAAGCAAAUCUGGGGUCCAAACAGGAUCAGAGAACGGACAAUGCCGCAGUCAUGAGUGAUGUCGAGAUGCAGGACGUAAAGUGA